Molecule: messenger RNA, 799 nt
Organism: Blepharisma stoltei
Lineage: Eukaryota; Ciliophora; Heterotrichea; Heterotrichida; Blepharismidae
Source: the annotation of a GenBank genome assembly
AUGUCAAAAGCAUUCCAAGAGCGCUUCAAAACAAAAUCAAGCAUAAUGAGCAAAUCAGGAGACAUUGAUAUUGACACUCUUCACGCAAUCAACAAAAGUGAACUGAGAUCGUCUAUAGAUUCUGCUCGCUUGCCAUCAAAUCCGUUAUUAUUUCCUCCGAUCCAAAAAUCACCAAUUUCUGAAGAGGUUACCAAAUUGAAAAAUUUUAAUCCUUCUAUUACAAAUAACAGUAAUAGACUCAACCCUAUGUAUAGAUAAUUUAGAACCUCCCCAAGAAACCAAGAAAACUCGAAUAAAAGAUACUCAAAACUCAGUGUCAGCCCGAAUAAGUUAUACAAAAAUUUAUCACAGCAUGCUAUUGAAGAAAGAAAAGGAAAUUUGGCUAGUAACGUAGAUAUACCUGUUUGCCAAGAAUAGCUCACUAAGGAGCGCUUUUUGGUUCGCCAUUCUUAAAUUUGGUUAGCCAGAAAAUAUGCCAAGCCAGCUAUAGCCCGGCCAACCAAAAAAUACUCCUUAGUGGGUAAUUCUUGGUAAAAAGUAUAUUUCAAUGGAUAGUAGCGUAUACAUAGCAAGCCAUAAGGAUUCUUAUGUAAAUAACUAUUAUUGGCAGGCAAACCAUAAGCCUUCUUAUGUGGGAGGCGAAAAGUGGCUUAUUGAAAAAAGCAAAAGAAGACAAAAUAGCUACGCGGAAAGAAUACAAAAUGUAGUAGUCGGAGCUAAAAUUAAUGCAUUUAGCUUUCCUCAACACAUUUAUCACGGAAAAAACAAUGUGGAACAGAAACCGAGAGUUUAUUUUUAA